Messenger RNA from Blepharisma stoltei, 1950 nucleotides. Lineage: Eukaryota; Ciliophora; Heterotrichea; Heterotrichida; Blepharismidae. The record is from the annotation of a GenBank genome assembly.
AUGCUUACAGAAAUUAAUGAUAGUAUCACUAAGUUAAUAAAAAAGGCUUUAAAUAUUCUUCUGAAUAUUGAGCAUAAGGAUGAUAGUGCUGAGAUUAUAGAAGCAUUCAAAAUUUAUUCUAUUGCAAUGGAUUUUAAAAUUGAUUGUGAGGAAGAAAAAUUGUCGUCUAACAUGUUUGGAAUUAAUAACACUAUCGAAAGCAUGCAAGCUAGCAUUAUAGCCUUUUACGAGAAACUUGACAAUAGUUAUAUGGAAUAUAAACCUCCAAAAAACACUAUCAAGUGCAGCAAAAUAUUAAAUAAAAUCAAACAAUGGGAUGAUUUUUUACAAAUUUUUAAAGAAUAUCAAAAUCAGCAUCCCAGGGGUGAUAUUUUAAAAAUUAGAGGAAUCCGCCGAUAUGCAGAUUUUGCUGAUGAUUUAAAUCAAACUCUUUAUGAUUUUUAUGAUUAUUUCUUAAAUUUUAGAAUUCAAAAUAAUGAAGUUAAGCACCCAAAACUUCUGGAGGACUGUGUUAAUAAUAUCAAAAAAAAAUGAAGCCAAAUAAAAAGCUUUGAGGGAGUAAAAAUCCAUUUAAAUUCAAAUAUUGUUAAUCUUGAAGAAAUACAAUCUAAUGUAAUCAAAUCAAUUUCAGGUGAAAUUUAUAGGAUUGUCGAAGACGCUUCAAAUUUGAUAAAGAAAGAUGAUAUCAGGAAAGAAGAUUUUAAUCAAAUUCAGAUUUAUUAUAAUUGUUUGACUCAUUUCGAGGCAAAUUUAAGUAUUAAAGGUUUUGAUUGCAAUCAUACACUUAGAAUGAUAGAAGACAAAAUUUAUGAAAAAACAUUAGAAUUAAAGGAAAAAGCUGAAAAAGGAGAGGGAGCAAGCGAAAUUGUUGAGUCUAUGAUAGGCAUGAAAAAUAUUUCAAAUAAUUUUCCUUUAUUAAAGAAACGAUUAGAUUCAAUUUUAGAUGAAUUUUUAGAGACAUUUAGGAAAAAGAACAAAACAAAAGCAGUCGCAAUCUUAGAAGAGCUAGAAAAGCACCCUAGUGGACUAGGACUCUGCAUUAUCACAGAACAUAAAUUCUUUGAUGGAGUUAUGCAAAGAUUGUGGCUGAAAAAAACUCAAGAACAUGGAAUCGACUAUGCCUUGGAGCAUAUCCAAGGCUCAAAUCUGAAUAUUGAAGAGCUAAAUGAUAAUUAUUUUGACUACAUUGAAAAAUUAGGUGAAAUCCAAAAAAAUUAUCUAAGAUUGGCUAGCAAUAAAGGAGUGAAUACUGCGAUAGCUCAAAUAGUUAGCGAAAUCCAGGUUCUAUCUAAAAAAUAUAUGGAAAAUUGUCGAAAUCCAAAUAUUAGUCUAAUAAAAGAAUAUAUUCCAGAGCUUUUAGCGUAUAUUGCAUGGCUAUGGGUACUUUUGAAUAUUGAAAAAUACAAGCAAGAUAUGAAUGAUGAAGAUAAUCAAAUUGCAUUCAUAACACCUCAUCCUAUACAAGUCCUAUCAAUAUUUCGUAUGCUUGGGAUUGGCUAUAAUGAGAAUACAAACCCUGGAAAUAAUCUUGUGCAAAUUUUAACUGGGGAAGGAAAGUCAAUUACAUUGGCAUUCUUAUCAUCUAUUCUUGCUUUAUUGGGAUUUGAUAUAAAUUGUGCUUGCUAUAGUGAGCAUCUAAGUAAAAGAGACUCUCAAGAUUUUGAGCCUUUAUACACAGCUUUAAGUAUUUGCUCUUAUAUAAAGUAUGGAACUUUUAAUCAACUUUGUGAAGAUGAAAUCAAUUCUAAAGGAGAUAUUAGAGAGAUAGUUUUAGAUUUUAUUAGACUUGGAAAGAUUCCUAACAUUAGCUAUAGAGAUAAUGAAAGACCUAAAAUUCUCCUAAUAGAUGAAGUCGAUGUAUUUUUCACUAAAUCAUUUUAUGGAAAUAUUUAUAGGCCCCUCGCAAAGCUUAAAGAUCCAACAAUUAACAAUUUAACAGAUUACAUAUAA